AUGUACUGCGUAGAGAAACAGACGAUUUCUAUUAGUAAUGUGGAGAUGGUGCAACAGCAGAGUUCUGGGAUCCUGAUUUGCUAUGAUGGAGCAUUUAAGAAGAGAACCAAGGAAGUUGCUAGUGCAGUGCUUAUGUUUAAUCCUAAGGGAGGUCUGAUGGAUGGAACCUCAAAAGCUUUCUUUGCUAAUUCAAGUCUAUUUGUUGAAGCAGUAGCUAUUUUGUUAGAGAACCAGAAAAUUUCCAAUGAUGUGCCCCCAAAUGCAUAUGCAACAGUUCUAAAAGGGAAAGGGUCAUGGGUUGAGUCUCUCAUCUUGGAAGAUAUGUACUGCGUAGAGAAACAGACGAUUUCUAUGAGUAAUGUGGAGAUGGUGCAACAGCAGAGUUCUGGGAUCCUGAUUUGCUGUGAUGGAGCAUUUAAGAAGAGAACCAAGGAAGCUGCUAGUGCAGUGCUUAUGUUUAAUCCUAAGGGAGGCCUGAUGGAUGGAACCUCAAAAGCUUUCUUUGCUAAUUCAAGUCUAUUUGUUGAAGCAAUGCUUGCUCAUUGA
Molecule: messenger RNA, 546 nt
Organism: Ilex paraguariensis (yerba mate)
Lineage: Eukaryota; Viridiplantae; Streptophyta; Magnoliopsida; Aquifoliales; Aquifoliaceae
Source: the annotation of a GenBank genome assembly